This is a messenger RNA of Elgaria multicarinata webbii, 6707 nucleotides long. It is a transcript of the gene KIF5C, whose product is annotated as kinesin family member 5C. The transcript has 26 exons. Gene Ontology annotation, cellular component: microtubule. The record is from RefSeq and is a predicted model, not a curated record. Gene Ontology annotation, molecular function: microtubule binding; microtubule motor activity; ATP binding. NCBI's taxonomy places the organism in Eukaryota, Metazoa, Chordata, Lepidosauria, Squamata, Anguidae. The coding region runs from base 38 to 2899 and encodes 953 amino acids. Gene Ontology annotation, biological process: microtubule-based movement; mitotic cell cycle.
GGCAGCUCCGCUCCUUCGCCUCCCCAGCCGCACCGAGAUGGCGGACCCAGCCGAAUGCAGCAUCAAAGUGAUGUGCCGGUUCCGGCCCCUCAACGAUGCGGAGAUUCUCCGCGGGGACAAAUUUAUCCCCAAAUUCAAAGGCGAGGACACGGUCGUCAUUGGGCAAGGGAAACCCUAUGUCUUUGAUAGAGUGUUACCUUCCAAUACAUCCCAAGAACAAGUCUAUAAUGCUUGUGCCAAACAGAUUGUUAAAGAUGUUCUGGAGGGCUACAAUGGUACAAUUUUUGCUUAUGGUCAAACAUCUUCAGGAAAAACACAUACCAUGGAGGGGAAGUUACAUGACCCACAGCUAAUGGGAAUAAUUCCAAGAAUUGCACAUGACAUCUUUGAUCACAUCUAUUCCAUGGAUGAAAACCUAGAAUUUCACAUAAAGGUUUCCUACUUUGAGAUUUACUUGGACAAAAUAAGGGACUUACUGGAUGUUUCAAAGACAAACCUUGCAGUACAUGAAGACAAGAACAGAGUUCCAUAUGUCAAGGGCUGUACAGAGAGGUUUGUCUCUAGUCCUGAAGAAGUUAUGGAUGUCAUUGAUGAGGGGAAAACAAACCGCCAUGUAGCUGUUACAAAUAUGAAUGAACACAGUUCUAGAAGUCAUAGUAUCUUCCUAAUUAAUAUCAAACAAGAGAAUGUUGAAACCGAAAAAAAACUCAGUGGAAAGCUUUAUCUGGUAGAUUUGGCUGGAAGUGAAAAGGUCAGCAAGACUGGGGCAGAGGGUUCUGUUCUCGAUGAAGCUAAAAAUAUUAAUAAGUCUUUGUCUGCUUUGGGCAAUGUUAUUUCAGCACUAGCAGAAGGAACUAAAACUCAUGUCCCAUAUCGAGACAGCAAAAUGACCCGAAUUCUUCAAGACUCCUUAGGAGGGAAUUGUAGAACCACCAUUGUCAUCUGUUGUUCCCCAUCAAUCUUCAAUGAAGCAGAAACCAAGUCUACUCUAAUGUUUGGACAAAGAGCCAAGACUAUUAAAAAUACAGUCUCUGUGAAUCUUGAACUGACUGCUGAAGAAUGGAAGAAAAAAUAUGAGAAGGAGAAGGAAAAAAAUAAGACACUAAAGAAUGUUAUCCAGCAUCUGGAGAUGGAACUGAACAGGUGGAGAAAUGGAGAGGCUGUUCCUGAGGAUGAGCAGAUCAGCGCUAAAGACCAAAAGAACUUGGAACCAUGUGACAAUACGCCCAUCAUCGAUAAUAUUGUACCUGUUGCUGCCAGUAUCUCAACUGAAGAAAAGCAGAAAUAUGAUGAAGAGAUUACUAGUCUCUACAGACAGUUGGACGAUAAGGAUGAUGAAAUUAAUCAGCAGAGUCAGCUGGCUGAGAAACUAAAGCAACAGAUGUUGGAUCAAGAUGAGCUCUUGGCUUCCACUAGGAGAGAUUAUGAGAAGAUCCAAGAGGAACUCACUCGCCUUCAGAUUGAAAAUGAAGCUGCAAAGGAAGAAGUAAAAGAAGUUCUUCAGGCUCUGGAGGAGUUGGCUGUUAAUUAUGACCAGAAGUCACAAGAAGUGGAGGACAAGCUGAGAACUAAUGAACAGCUGGCUGAGGAACUGUCACAGAAAACUUCUGCCCUGACAACUACACAGAGAGAGUUGGGACAACUGCAAGAACUCAGUAAUCAUCAGAAAAAGAGAGCUACUGAAAUCUUGAAUUUACUGCUUAAGGACCUUGGAGAGAUAGGAGGAAUCAUUGGUACUAAUGAUGUCAAAACGUUAGCAGAUGUGAAUGGAGUGAUUGAGGAGGAAUUCACGAUGGCACGGCUCUACAUCAGUAAGAUGAAGUCUGAGGUGAAAUCUCUGGUGAACCGCAGCAAGCAGUUGGAGAGUACCCAGAUAGACUCCAACAGGAAGAUGAAUGCCAGUGAGAGGGAACUUGCUGCCUGUCAGCUCCUUAUUUCACAGCACGAAGCAAAGAUCAAGUCUCUCACAGACUACAUGCAGAACAUGGAGCAGAAGCGAAGGCAACUCGAAGAGUCACAGGACUCACUUAAUGAAGAGCUAGCCAAAUUGCGGGCUCAAGAAAAAAUGCAUGAAGUGAGUUACAAAGAUAAAGAGAAAGAACAUUUGACCUUGCUGCAAGAUGCAGAGGAAAUGAAGAAUACACUGGAACAGCAGAUGGAGAGUCACAGGGAAGCUCACCAGAAGCAGCUGUCUAGGCUGAGAGAUGAGAUUGAGGAGAAGCACAAAAUCAUCGAUGAGAUCAGAGAUAUGAAUCAGAAGCUGCAGCUGGAACAAGAAAAACUGAGUUCUGACUAUGAAAAAUUAAAAGUAGAAGAUCAAGAACGGGAAAAGAAGUUGGAAAAGCUCAUAUUGCUUAAUGAUAAAAGGGAACAAGCAAGGGAAGAUCUUAAGGGACUGGAAGAAACUGUGGCAAGAGAACUUCAGACCCUCCAUAACCUACGCAGACUCUUUGUUCAAGAUCUCACCACCCGAGUUAAAAAAAGUGUUGAAUUGGAUAGUGACGAUGGAGGUGGAAGUGCUGCUCAGAAACAGAAAAUUUCCUUUCUGGAAAACAACCUGGAACAACUUACAAAGGUUCACAAACAGUUGGUACGUGACAAUGCAGAUCUUCGCUGUGAGCUUCCUAAGUUGGAAAAACGUCUUCGAGCGACAGCAGAGAGAGUGAAAGCCUUGGAGAGUGCCCUAAGGGAAGCCAAGGAGAAUGCCAUGCGGGACCGGAAACGAUACCAGCAGGAGGUAGAUCGCAUUAAAGAGGCAGUGAGAGCCAAGAACAUGGCGAGGAGAGCACACUCUGCUCAGAUAGCCAAACCUAUACGCCCUGGUCAUUAUCCAGCAUGUUCUCCAACAGCCAUCCAUGCCAUUCGAGGGGGAGGAGGAUAUUACCAGAACAUGAAAUAAAUCCCAGACAGAUCAGGCUCCACUUCGCACAUGAAAAGUUGUCAUCAGCUCACUAGUUCUUUUCCUUUUUGGACUGGAUCUGUACUUCUGUUCAUUGUAUACAUUCUGUCGCCAUCUGCAGUGCACUGGUUUUAAAUAUUUUUCAGCUUUGUAGAAUCUCCAUGUGUACAGAAGUGUGCCAGACCCAACUUUUCUUCUGAAACCAUGUACAGUGUAUUUAACACAUGCACCUAGUCUAACAAUAGGAAUCUGCUGCUCAAACUCUAUCAUUGACUUGACUGCCUUCAACCUCACUGUGCCAGUUAAUGCAGGGCCUUUUAUGCUGGCACUGAUGCUUUUAAUUUUAUUUUACGUGCUUUGGUGCAUCAGUAAAAUCCUGGCACUUGGCAUCAAAGAAUGACCAUUCAAGAACUAUGUGCCAUCAAAAGCAGGUGAUUGUGUUUCAUCAUGAUUUUCUGAUUUCCUGUAUAGUAUGCAUAUUAUUUUAUAUUUUUAGAAGAUGACAGUGUGCAGUUAUAUGGUUUUUUUAAAAAAAUCUAACAUGCUUCCCCCACCCCCCCACCCCACAAAGCCACAUUUUUGAUAUCCUUGUGAAAUCUUUGGACUUGUAUUUAAACAAGAAAAAACUCACUUGGUAGAGAUCAAACUCCAGGGAUGUUGAGGAAUGUGCUAGGGUAGCACUAGAACUUGAGAUUCAGUGAUCACAUGGGUACAUAAUAAUCUCAACGUUUAGUAUUUUAUCUCUUAUAAUGCUUACAUUGAUCAGGUUGUCUGAGAGCCAUGUAGAAGCAUGGUUUUGAUUUAAAUGCAAUUGAAAAAUAGAUUUACAAGAGCAGCUGAAACCAUCUCCACCAUCUUCCUUCCCAGGCUCAAUUUCUUUUUGGUUUUGAGAGACCCUAAUAGUAGUCAGAAAUAUGAGAUAGAAAUCUGCUGUGAUGAAAUGAAAUGUUCUUCAGGAUAUUGAACAGGAGUAAGUAUGCAUGUGUAGUGUGCAGUGGAAAAAAGAAAAUUGAUGGGACGUAUCUUUUUGAGGUGAUGCAUUUAUAACAGUAUAUGCUGGAACGGAACAAUAUGCAAGUCUGCCUAGGGAUAGUAUAGUUUUAGCACAUUCAAUCAAUAGUGAGAUAAUUAGACUUCUUUUGGAUUCUCUCUUAAUGACAGACAUGGAGUGUCAGAUUUAAUUUUUUAGUGGAAGGAAAACAUAACCAUAGAAAACGUAGGUAGGCAGACAGGUAUUAAAUCUGUAGCUUAAUAUGUCUGUUGUGUAUCUUUCACAUGUUACAUAUAUACAUUUACAACCAUUUACAUUAAAAUAUAUUGUCUGGAAAGAAUAUGAAUUUCCAAAUGACUAAAUUGGAGUUUGCAUUCAUUCAGUCCUUAUGCUACUGUGGCUAUACUUUUUUUUGCUUAAUUAUUAUUAACAGUUUCGAGAGCUUCUGAAUGUGUUUGGCUGAUAGACUUUUUUUUUUAAAAAAACUAAUCUGUUCUAAAGCCUUUGGAAAGAUUGUGAAUAGACUUCAGGCAUUUUAUUCUGUUACUGUUUAGAAGCUCUCAACAGUAGCAAAGAUGAUCAGGUUUUGUUUAAUUUAUUAAGGGUUGCACUAUUUGUGGGGGAGGGGAGAUACUUUUGUUACAUAUUUAAUGAAAGAGUGCAGAUUUUACAUUUGUUUUAUUUAUUUUGGUAAGUUUUUUGCAAUUUCUUUUCUUUUCUUAAUAAACAUGUAUAUGCACUGCCAGCAAAUUGAAUUGUGAAUUUGCCAUAUCCAAACCCUAUUCCUGGGAUUAAUGUGGCCAACCUGUUAGUUAUAUAUACUUGACCUCUGUAUUACAAAAUAAAGGUACCAGCAAGCCUCUUGUUGUUUCUCUUACUAAAACAAUGGUCUUACUGCCAGACUAUAGGUCAUAACUACAAUGAGGCUGUUUGAAGCGUUUACCUUGUAGCAACUGCUACAGAAGGUUCUAUCUAUAUGGCUGUUGUAACCUAUAGACCAACUCUUAGAGCAGAACGUGCACCAUUCAUGAAGUACUAUUGUUGUUGCUUUUGUGUAAUUAAGCUGUCAUUGAAUGCUCCCCCUCCCCAUGGCUUUUAUUUAAAUAAUCUUUUAAAAUGGAAGGUCAAUAUUAUGAAUGUUGUCUAUUGAGCAUUAUACCUGUGCAAUCCCCUUUGGAAUGAAUUUGAAUUUAGUGCAGUGAUUUACUCUAGUAAUUUUGUAGUUAAGAACUUUUGAGUUUUGACAUAAGUGUGUGUGUAUCUUAAACUUCCGGGAAAAGUUAGCUUUGAUGCCUUUUUAAGGGCAACAUUCCUGAUACCUCUCUGGAACAGCUAGUUGCUGAUCAGUCACUCAGUUUAUCUAGCUUGAGCCCUUUGAUUGAGGCCUCAGAAUUUACUUUUCCAUUCCAGUUCAAAAUGGCAGAUUCUUUUCUGAAAUGCUGCAAAGAAAUAUUAAAUUGCAAUCCUUAAAGCUGAAUUUUUAGGGUCCACACAUUUUCAUCUCAGUAUUGUGCUAUUGUCCUUCUAUUUUGCUCUAGAGUUACUUUUCUGUAUUAAGAGUUAUGGAUCUAAUUUCUCAAGCACUGUUCUAGUAUGCAUUUUGAGUACUGUUCACUUUAAUUUAUCUCUGCUACUCAAAUGUCAGACAUCUGUGUUCUAUUGAUUUUCACUUUUUUGAGCUAUUUUCCUUUUGCUGUUUUUGUUUCAUAUUCAAAAUGUUUCUUUCAGUUGGAAAGAGAAUGUUAUUUAAAUAGUAGAAAUAAAAUACUUGACAAGUUAAUACACCAUGCUAGUUAGAUGGAAAUUUUCCUACAUGGUUAACUUCAAGUGCACUUUUUAAUUUAGUUUUAUUUAUUUAUUGCCAUGGAGACAAAUUAAAAGAUCAUGACUAGAACUGAUAAUAAUAUGUUUUGCCAAGUGAAGGUUAGAAUGAAUUGUCAUGAACCUAUUAAAUGGAAAUAAAUUAAAGUAUAUUAGCAUCCAAAGCCUGGUUGGUUUUUGAAACAUUUCUGUAUACAUACCUCAGUAAAUGGGAAAACUACUUGAAAAUAUAACUUAACCUUUACAUUUCAUAUAGGAAAUGGUCAGACCUUGAUCUUGGUUGCAUUCUUCCAAGGACUGCUCCUAUAUCUGAGGAUUCUGUGUCAGUUCCCCAUAAAAGCCAUGUUGAGACAGACGUUGUGCAGGGAGAGUAUGCUGAUGCCUUCAUACUCUUCAUAAUACAAAAAUGUUUUAAAGAUAGCCAUUCACAUCAGAGCUGUGAAAGGAUGCUUACAGGGUGAUGAUCUCUCUUUUGUGUUAAUAAUUACCUUUAUUUAAUGCCUUUAUGAAGCUAAAAACACAUUGGACAAACAUGUAUUCUGAACGUCUGUACACCAUACCACUUCCAAGUUUGUGUCUUAUUCCUAAAUCUGUGUCUGUCUUUUUGAAAUACUUUUUAAUAGUGGAAAAUUUGAAAUAAUAGGGAUUCAGGCAUUCUGUAGAAGUAUACAUGUCUAGUUUGUAAAGUAUGUAAUGUGUACUCCAGGUGUGUAUUCUCUGGGAUCUAUGUAUCUGUACAGUAGCUUGUUUUAGAGAGAGAAAAUUGAACUGUAGAUACUUUUCUGAUGGUUACAAUCUGGGGGGAAAUUGCCACUAUUAUAAAAGAUACUGUAAUGAAUAAACCUCUAUAACAUCAGACCUGAACCUCCCUUCCCGUCCCUAUAGAUAAGUCUUUUGAUCUUGGUUCUAAAAUACUAUCUACUAAAAAUGUAUGGAUACACUGGCAGACUGCAUGAUUUAUCAUCCAACAACUUUUAAAAUGAAAAUAAAAUUGAA